Messenger RNA from Syzygium oleosum, 2503 nucleotides. RefSeq lists its product as uncharacterized. The record is from RefSeq and is a predicted model, not a curated record. Gene Ontology annotation, molecular function: protein binding; RNA binding. Lineage: Eukaryota; Viridiplantae; Streptophyta; Magnoliopsida; Myrtales; Myrtaceae. Gene Ontology annotation, biological process: mRNA splicing, via spliceosome. The coding region runs from base 157 to 2286 and encodes 709 amino acids. The transcript has 8 exons. Gene Ontology annotation, cellular component: catalytic step 2 spliceosome.
CGUUCGCUCGCUCGCUCGCCGUCUUCGCCCCGUUCGCCGGCUUCUCGCUCAGACCAGUCGCUCGCCGGCUUCUCGCUCAGACCAGUCGCUCGGUUCUCUGUUGCUCGCCACUUCCUUUGCUCGCGGAAGGAGGGAUAUUUCUGCGCUCAGUUGGACAUGGCAAGAACGCAUGAAGAUGAUGAAUUCGAAGAUGGAAGAAACGAUAAACGAGAAAGGAGGAGAGAUCAUCGGCAUGAGCGUGGGCGCAGAGAACGAGAUUCCGAAUCUGGUUACAGAGACAAGGAGAGGUAUUCUUCACGGGACUCUCAGUAUGAACAUGAAAGGGCCUCACAUAAGAGAUCAGAGCAUAGUAGGACAGAUGAUGAUAGACAUGAGAGACGGAGGUAUGAUGAUAGUGAUGUGAAGCCUCGAAAGGAUAGAGAGGUUAACAAAGGGCGAGAUACCCCAACUGGCAAUGAGAAAGAGGGAAGAGAUGGCAAGAAGGUUGAUGGUUCGAAACCAGAACAACCAACAUUGCGGGAGGGCAAUAUGAACACUGAUUCUUCAAACUUGGGCAGAAGUGGAGGAGUUUACAUCCCACCAUUUAAGUUGGCCAGAAUGAUGAAAGACGUCCAAGACAAAAGCAGUGUUGAGUAUCAAAGGUUGACAUGGGAUGCUCUAAGGAAGAGUAUAAACGGUCUGGUGAAUAAAGUCAAUGCAACGAACAUCAAGAAUAUCAUUCCAGAACUUUUUGCUGAGAAUCUUAUCCGAGGAAGGGGUCUUUUCUGCCGUUCUUGUAUGAAGUCUCAAAUGGCUUCUCCGGGAUUCACAGAUGUCUUUGCUGCAUUUGUUGCUGUUGUCAACACAAAGUUUCCGGAGGUUGGUGAACUUUUACUAAGAAGGAUCGUUUUGCAACUCAAGAGAGCUUAUAAGCGGAAUGACAAGCCUCAAUUACUUGCUGCUGUUAAAUUCAUAGCACAUCUAGUUAACCAGCAAGUGGCUCAUGAGAUUAUUGCUUUGGAGCUGCUCACUGUUCUGCUGGAAAAUCCUACCGAUGACAGUGUAGAGGUGGCUGUUGGUUUCGUGACCGAGUGUGGUUCCAUACUGCAAGACCUUUCUCCUAAAGGUCUACAUGGUAUCUUUGAACGGUUUCGUGGAAUUCUUCAUGAAGGUGAAAUAGAUAAGCGAGUUCAGUUUUUGAUUGAAGGUCUUUUUGCCAUUAGAAAAGCUAAGUUUCAGGGUUAUCCUGCUGUUCGCCCAGAGUUGGAUCUUGUGGAGCAAGAAGAUCAACUGACACAUGAGAUAUCACUCCAGGAGGACAUCGAUCCAGAAAUUACUCUUGACAUAUUCAAGCCUGAUUCGCAGUUUGUGGAGAAUGAGCAGCGUUAUGAAGAAUUGAAGAAAACCAUUGUUGGUGAUGAGUCCGAGGAGGAAGAAGAUUCUGAAGAAGGCUCAGAAGAUGGAUCUGCUGAGGAAUCUGAGGAAGAAGAGGAUGAACAGAUGAAAAUUAGAGAUGAGACAGAGACUAAUCUUAUAAACCUCCGGAGAACAAUCUAUUUGACGAUUAUGUCCAGUGUUGAUUUUGAGGAAGCAGGGCAUAAGCUAUUAAAAAUUAAACUGGAACCUGGACAGGAGAUGGAGUUAUGCAUAAUGUUGUUGGAGUGCUGCAGUCAAGAGAGAACUUACCUCCGCUAUUAUGGUUUGCUGGGGCAGCGUUUUUGCAUGAUCAACAAAGUCUAUCAGGAGAAUUUUGAUAAAUGCUUUGUUCAGCAAUAUUCAAUGAUUCACCGUCUUGAGACAAACAAAUUGCGAAAUGUGGCAAAAUUUUUUGCGCAUUUACUUGGCACAGAUGCUCUACCAUGGCAUGUCUUGGCCUACAUACGAUUGACGGAGGAGGACACCACUUCUUCAUCACGUAUAUUUAUUAAAAUCCUCUUCCAGGAACUAUCAGAGCAUCUAGGGAUCCGCUUGCUUAAUGAACGCCUGAAUGAUCCAUUAAUGCAGGAUUCCUUCGAGUCAAUAUUCCCUAGAGACAAUCCCAAGAACACAAGAUUCUCGAUUAACUUUUUCACAUCCAUUGGACUUGGUGGUAUCACUGAGAACUUGCGCGAAUAUUUGAAGAACAUGCCGCGUCUCAUUAUGCAGCAGCAGCAGCAGCAGGCCUCGUCAGAAACCGAUGAAGACUUGGGAAGUUCGAGCUCAUCAGAGUUGGAUGAAUCCGAUUCUGAAUCUUCUUCUGAAUCAGAUUCUGGUUCGUCUGAACGGGACAGGGAUAGAAAACGCAGUAAGAGGAGGAAGAGAAAUUAGGGGAUACAUCCAUUUUACUCGGCUCUUUCAACCAACUGUUGCGUUUACAUUCUUUUCCCUUAUUGUCAUGGAAGGAAUUUUUAUUUGAGUUAGAAGAACAUCUUUUCCUUUCCCACCACUUUCUUUUGGUGGGGCUAGCUUGAGACGAACUGUAAUCGUGUACAGCGGGCGACAUCGCUGGAAUUGCAAUGGUGAGGACCCAUGUGAUUUUGUGCUA